AUGCGUCUUCUCAACGUCAAGACCAGAACGUUGGAGCAGUAUUUCAACAACAUCCCGAAGUAUGCGAUACUUUCUCAUCGAUGGGGCGAAGAAGAGGUCACUCUCCAAGACCUCAGCGCUCCAGCUUAUCAACUCAUGAGAGGAUAUGCCAAAGUCAACGGCUUCUGCGUCUUGGCUGCGGAGCAUGGCUUCGACUAUGUCUGGAUCGACGCCUGUUGCAUCGACAAGACGAGCAGCGCUGAACUCUCUGAAGCCAUCAAUUCUAUGUUCCGGUGGUACGAGAAUGCGUCAACUUGUUACGCCUACCUUGACGACGUAGGCAGAGGUCCAGCGGACGAGGGCCAGCCCGAUGUUGAUGGCGAAUUCAAGGAGAGCCUUUGGUUCACGAGAGGCUGGACUUUGCAAGAGCUUCUCGCUCCCAAACGUGUGCUGUUCUACGACAAAUUUUGGAGGCAAUUUGGCGACCGCUCCUCCUUAGCUGCUGAUAUCAAUGCCAUCACAAAUAUCCCCAUUUCUUACCUUCGUAGGGAACAAGAUUUUCGUUCAGCGAGCAUCGCCGUCCGCAUGUCGUGGGCAGCUUAUAGAGAGACUACCAGGAUCGAGGAUAGGGCGUACGCGCUUCUGGGAAUAUUCAAUGUAAACAUGCCGCUUCUCUAUGGAGAAGGCGAUCGCGCAUUUGAGAGGCUCCAGCUAGAGCUCCUAAAGCUCAACACUGACGAAUCCGUUCUUGCGUGGAGCCCGCUGGACACUACCUUGAAAGAGGAACCUUCGGAUGUGUUCUACAAGCGUUUCCGGAUUUAUUAUAGCGUUAUACACCUGCUAUCCGCCGACCCUCAAGAAACUCAGUACUCCAAGGAGUACUACCGAGAAGUCUCACAUCGACCUGAGUAUCACAGGCUACUCGCUCAGAGUCCCAGAGACUUCGCUUGCUGGUCAAACAUUUCCGCCAUACCGAUGGGUGGAACAAGCUCGGUGCCUGAAAUGACGAGCCGAGGCCUGCGAAUCACGCUUCCUCUUUUCCAACUUGAGAAGCUUGCCUACGGUCUGCUUGACUACCGCUAUUAG
Molecule: messenger RNA, 1065 nt
Organism: Colletotrichum chrysophilum
Lineage: Eukaryota; Fungi; Ascomycota; Sordariomycetes; Glomerellales; Glomerellaceae
Exons: 2
Coding region: 1-1065 (354 amino acids)
Source: RefSeq, a predicted model, not a curated record